UAGAAUAACAAUAAAAUAGUGGGCGAAGUCGCCACUUGCUCAAAUCCAAACUUGAAGCGGGGAAUGGUGUCCUUGUCUUGCGCACGCGCACAAACGAGAGAGCGCUAUACAAAAACCACAGUUUACACUUUCAUCUAUUGAAAUGCACGCGGUGCGUCGUUGAGAACGAGCCACGCCGGUUUAUCUUCGAAAUAGAGAAUCCGGUCGCGCGACGUCAAACAAAAUAAACUUAAUUCGUGGACUUUAGUGUGAAAAAUUGUGAGAAUUAGUGAUAUCAGCGAACUGUUGGUGCCAGUGACCGAGCGCCAUUUAUUUAUUUUAUUGAUUGCAAAGUGAUGAGUAGUGAUUGAAAGCAUGGGUCAGACAGACGAUCACACCCGCUCGCGGCGAUCACCCGAGCUUCCACCCCUGCCACCCCCCAUACAGCCUUGCAGCGGCUUCCUCGGAAACGGUAAAUCGGUGAUAAGACCAAUUGCAUUCAAGCCAUUGGGCGGGCGCCUGUCUGCGGGCGGAGAGCGAUAUGGCUCCACACCUGUGCUCGCGAGUCGACCGCCAUCGCUUAUGACACUAUAUGGAAGUUCCUCUGAUGUCCGCGAAUCCCGUUGGUGUGGGUCCCCACAGCCAGCGUCGCUGUCCGCACUGCCACCCUCCGCGCAUUCCGCUCCGCUCCACCAACGGCACCACUCCGCGAUCGUGACCAAAUCUAGCUCCGUGCUGGGAUCGGAGACAAAGGAGCCAGUUCCAGCACCUUCGCCCGCUGACUCUGGUGUUUCCGAAUUAGAACGUGAUCAACAUGAAUACAGCACAGCAGACCGUCUACGUAGUCACGACGUCCGCCUUCGAGCACCGCGUCUCAUGUUGCAAAGCUAUGGCGGUCGAACGAGAGACGAGAGAGAUGCGGAAUUGGCAAGAGUUAGACGAGAUAGAGCACUACUGCGACAGCGGCUGGAGGACACCGAAUGGAGCUUGUGCCAGAGAGCGGGGGAGAUUUCCCUCCUCAAAACUCAGUUGAAAGAUGCUCAGAACGAACAAACUGCCAAAGGUCACGAAUACUUGACACUUAAAGCUGAUUGCCGUCAACUACGAGAGGCUAUGGAUAAAAAAGACAAAGAAAUAAUGAGACUACGAACCGAAUCGGACGAAAAAGACAAAUCAGUGAAAAGGUUGCAGGGUGAAGUAGACAGACUAACAAAAAACUUGAUGGAUAACGUCACCGAUUUAACUAAAACUAAAGAGAGCAGUAAAAACGAAAUUGAGAAACUAAAAACCGAAGUUAAAGAACUAAGACAGGAACUCUCAGACGUAUCUCUCAGCGGAUACGAAGGUAUUGAAUGUGGACGGACGAUGAGAGGAAUUUACGAUGUUUGCAAGACAAAUGAGUAUCACUGGACAUCCAGUGAUAGUGCUUUAGAAGACGCAGAAGUUCAAAGACUGAACGGUGAACUACCAGAUCCUUGUGGAGACCCGUGCGCGGCCAGUGCUAUGGUCGAGCGACUCAAGUGUGAAAUAGAAAACAAAGAGGCCCAAUUCAACAACGAAAGGAGAAAAUGGUCCGAAGAGAAAGACAAAGUACUGAGAUACCAGAAGCAGUUACAGAUGAACUACGUCCAAAUGUUCAAGCGAUCGCGCAAUCUCGAAGCGGAAAUCGACGGUUUGAGGCUAGAACUCGAGCUUUGCAAUAAGAAUAUGAAGAAUCUUAACCAACACAAAACCAUAGAGUUGUAAAUGUACCAAAUUCUAUAGAGGUUAAUAUUUAUUUAGAAAUUACUAAUGCUUUUGUAAAUAGCUAUAGCGUGUUCUUGCCUUGUGUGGUCUGGAUGGUUGUCAGUAACAAAUAAUUAUGGAAAUGUUUGUCGCGAAAAUUUCAGUUUUACUCAUUGAUAUAGUAGUAUGAUAAAUAUUAUAUUACAAGACUAUUUUCAAACAAAAAUGAAUAAUACUAAAUUAAAUAUUACUAUGCGUCUUAAUUAAAUGUUAUAGUAAUUAAUUUAUACGUAACUCUCAUGCUCUCUAUUUUAACAUAUGAUUUAGUUUUCUUAGAUCUGGGGAUAAUUAUAACGCUACGAAAUCGUAAGCAUAGCUUUGUACUUUACAGUUAGGAAAACCAAGGAAUCUUUGAAACAAUGCAGAAAUAUGAAUUGGAUAAUUGGGGAAAAACAAGGAAUAUAUAAAUCUAUAAAACAUUUCUUUUCAUUAAUUUACACGAAUACGUCAAUUUUUUCAUUUAUUUGUCCAUUUCGAUCUAAUGGAACAAAUUAUAGAUUCAAUGUUGAAGUAUUGUAACGUAAUUUUUCUACCCUCAGUUUCAAAGAUUAAAUUAUAUUUGGGGCUCUUUGUUUCAAGAAUAUUCAACUGUCAACUUUUUAAAUGUCCCAUUUAAACUAUUGUACAUUCACUAGCAUAAUAUUAAAGAAUAAACCAUAGUUAUUUUAUACGAAGAAAUCGAUAUUUUCAAAAAUAUCACUAGCUAUUGUAGAUGAUAUUAUUAAUAAUAAUUGUUUGAAAUACA
Molecule: messenger RNA, 2509 nt
Organism: Pararge aegeria (speckled wood butterfly)
Lineage: Eukaryota; Metazoa; Arthropoda; Insecta; Lepidoptera; Nymphalidae
Product: leucine zipper putative tumor suppressor 2 homolog
Exons: 7
Coding region: 355-1725 (456 amino acids)
Source: RefSeq, a predicted model, not a curated record